Messenger RNA from Vitis vinifera (wine grape), 1407 nucleotides. RefSeq lists its product as uncharacterized. The transcript has a single exon. Gene Ontology annotation, biological process: positive regulation of transcription by RNA polymerase II. Bases 2 to 1258 code for a protein of 418 amino acids. Lineage: Eukaryota; Viridiplantae; Streptophyta; Magnoliopsida; Vitales; Vitaceae. Gene Ontology annotation, molecular function: DNA-binding transcription factor activity, RNA polymerase II-specific; protein dimerization activity; RNA polymerase II cis-regulatory region sequence-specific DNA binding. The record is from RefSeq and is a predicted model, not a curated record.
GAUGGUUGGCGGCAAGUUGAAAUUGGAGUUGAUCGCUAAUGAAAAAAUCCGGCACAGAACUUUCCAAAAUAGACAAAAGGGUCUGAGGAAAAAAGUUCAUGAGCUCUCAACUCUAUGUGGUGUUGAAGCAUGUAUGAUCAUAUGUUGUCCUAAUGGCAACGGCACCUAUUCUUCUCAGCCCUGUGUUUGGCCUGAAAAUCACUACGAAGUUGAACGGAUAAUUAACAAGUACAUCAAUGAGAGGAAGAAAGAGAAUGGAAAGAGGACGGUGGAUUUAUCUGGGGUUCUUGAAAGCAGAAAGACGAGGGCCGAAUUUGAGCUCCAGAAGUUGCAGGAAAAAAAUGGCAAAACCAAAGGGCAGACUUCCGAGACUGGAUUGGAAUUGGAUGGGCUUUCCUAUGAAAAGCUGAUGGAAAUUGUUAAUAAGUUGGACAAGAAACUUGAGAGUGUGGAGAGUCUGAUUGAUUUGAAGAGGGGAGAAGCGGGUUUGAUGAGUGAGACUCUUGCGAACUGCCCUGAUCAUAUGCCGGGUUUGCCUACAGCUGAGCCAAUUGAUAUCCAUGUGGCCAUGGAUGACUCAGCCUUUCAAGGCUCUGAAAUGGUCUUGUAUGAUUUGGAUUUUCCUGAACUAAGUGAUGGAGGGGUUGAAUCUGAUUUGACCUGGACGAUGAUGAAUUUGGAGAAUAACGAAUGUCCAGAACUUGGAGGUGGAAAGAAAUCCAGCAGUGAGCUCCUGCACCAAAGUGAUCCAGCUCAUGGGAUGUUGGAGGAUAACACUCAUCCUUCAACUUCAUAUCAAAAGAUGGGGACUGUUCCUACCAUGCAAGGCACUGAAACGAUCUUCUAUGAUUUGGAUUUUGCUGAUCUAAGUAAUGGAGGGGUUGAGAUAAUGAUGAACAUGGAGAACAACGAAUACCCACAACUUGGAGGUGGAAGGGCAUCCAGCAGCGACCUCCUGUUCCAGAGUGAUCCAGCUCAUGGGAUGUUCCAGAAUAACAUCGAUCCUUCAACUUCAUAUCAGAAUAUGGGGACUGCUCCUACCAUGCAAGGUACGUCGGUAUCUUCAACUUCAUAUCAGAGUAUGGGCACUGUUCCUACCAUGCAAGGGAUGUCAGUAUCCGAGAAUACGAUGAUGUUUAACACCACUCCCACAAAUUCCCUGCCGCAGAUGGGGUUAUCUCAGAAUACGAUGCCCGACAUUGAUCAAAGCAUUUCUAUGCAGCAAAUAGCAGCGUAUAUGCAGUACCUCUUGGCAUAACUUCAUUUGUUGUAGGUUGAACUUCAAACAAUUUUUUGACGGUUGUUUGUUCUUUCAUUCUUGUGUCUAUAAUGCUCUGUACCAAUUUUGUUUACCUGUAUUGACACGGUUCAUGUACAGUGUUACUUACCAAUCAAUGAAAUAAAAAA